Closterium sp. Yama58-4 is the source of this 3696-nucleotide messenger RNA. NCBI's taxonomy places the organism in Eukaryota, Viridiplantae, Streptophyta, Zygnematophyceae, Desmidiales, Closteriaceae. The record is from the annotation of a GenBank genome assembly.
AUGUUCAAUGCUGGGCAGUUUGAAGCGGCAAAGAUGAGUUUUGAGAGGGCGGGGGACGAGCGCAGAGCAGCAGUGGCACAUGCGGCACUGCUGCAGCAGACGGCCAAGAGGCAGCAAGGCACAGAUCACCGGCAAGCCUGUCGUACUUUCCAGGAAGCCGCGCAGGCGUUUCUGGAGGUUCAGCGUCCCAGGGACGCUGCAGGGUGCCUCGCCAGCGCUGGGGAGAUGAACGAGCAGUCAGAAGUGAGGAAAUGGAUUGGAAAGGCAGCAGCAGCGAGGGUUGAGAGAGUUGGAAAGGAAGGUCAGCAGAGCAGCAAGGAAAGGAGCAGGAAUGCAUUGGAGCUGGCCGUUGCCAUCUGGCUGACACAGGAGGAGGCAUCGGUGUGCAGGGGUACAGGUUCGGUAGCAGCAUGUGGAGUAAGGGAAGGGAAGAGAGGAUUUGGGAAGGAAGCAGGGUGUCUGGUUCGGAGUGAGCAAGUGGGGAGUGCAGUGCAGGGGGGAGGAGCAGGGGAAUGGGAGAGUGAGGUGGACGCAGAGCAGGGGUUGGAGGCUCUGACCUUAUUGCUGCUGAGCGAGAGGAUUCAACUAAGGGAUGACAUGGGGGACAUAGAAACAUUGUGGUGCCGGCUGACGGGUUGGGGAGGGGGGCGAAGCAUUGCGGCUGAAGUGCUGUGCAGCUGGAAGGCUCUGGAGCUGAGCCUGGAAAAAGUCAACGCCUUUCUUUUGCACACCUCCUCCCCCUCUUCUGCCCCCUCCCGCACAAGCACUGUUUCCUCACUGCCAGACACGGAGAGUCUCCCUUGCUGGCUCUCAACGCUGCCCCACCGACAGGCAGUGCAAGCUAGCCCAGGAGAUUGGUGUAUGGGAGGAGUCGGACCACAGGGGAUGCAGCAGGUGCAGCAAGGCAAGAGGAGGAGCGAGGAGGUGAAGCAUGAGUCUUGCCCAGGCCUGCUCCAGCAGCUGGGGGUGCUGGUGGGGGAGGUGCAGCGCUGGUGGGGUGCGUGGAGCGAGAGGGCUGCGCGAAUGGUGGCGGCGUUGCAGCGGCUGCGCAGGAGGAGGGAGGUGCCGGCAGAUCAGCCCUGGCUAGAUGCAGCCUUCCACUUGCUUGCCGCCACACCCCCCACUGCCUCCGGUACGGCAGGGGGUGUGUCCACUGCAGCCCACACUGCUCCUCCUGCCUUGGGUUCGCCAUCUCACUCCAUCCUGGUGGGUCUGUCCAGUUCCGCCUGGCUUCUGCCCGUGCGUGCUGCUGUGACCCGCCUGCCCAACCAGGGCACUCGCGGGGAGGUAGCGAAGGAGGCUGCAGCUGAGGUAGGUGGCAUCUUCUGGGGCAAGCAGGUAGCGGUGGUGGUGCAAGGCUGCCUGCAGGCCUUGGACAUAGCCAUGUGCCGGACAACCAUGGUGUUGCAGCAGAUGGGGCAUGGGAAUGAACUGCUGCUGCAAGGAGUGGGACAGCUGACAGGUCGGGUGAAGCAGGGAGGAUUCAAGAUCCAGAAAUUUCAACAGCAGCAGCAGAAGGGGAGCGGCAAUCGGGACGCAAUAUUUUGGGCAUCGGUACUGCGUCUGCAGUGCGAGUGGCUCGUGCAGUGCCUUGAGAUGCUGGAACGAGCCCUGCAGUGCUGCAAUGGUGGCAGGAAGGCCUUUCAACGACCCCCCAGUCACUUCGAAACUCGCAUCUCCAGUGCUGACCGCGUUGCAGAGAAAGCGGAAAAUAACCGAAAGUCGGAGGAGGCACGAGAGCUGGAGGGCACUGCAAGCAUGUUGGAGAGGCUGCGGGACAGCCUGGGUCGGCGCCUGCUGCAGCAUGUGAUGCCGGUGGGCGCUCCCGUUCCGCGUAACUUGGCGCUGCUGACAGCGGAGGUGCGAGCGCAGGAGAGCACUGCCUUGGUGCUGCACUGCUGGGCUCUCAGGCUGCUUGCUCAAUGCGUGGAUGGGGCCACACGCCAGGAAGCGGUCACGAGGGACAAGGAAGGAGUAAUGGGGGGUUCAAAUGAAUUCGGGUCUGACAUGCACGAGCCUGUGCUUUUGGGUCUCUUGGGUGACUUGCUGCUAGUGCUGACGCUGUUGGGCUCCCGAUGGGUGCACAGGUAUGGCGGGGAGCUGCUGCAAGUGCAGUCCAGCCUGCCUAAUGUGGAUGCUGCGCUGUUGAGAGCGGUGGUGCAUGAAGAUGCUGUCCGGUUGUUCCUUGAGCAGCGGCACAGCCAUGGCGCUGCAGUCACUCCUGCCAGCACCGAGUGGGCGGCUGCUCUCCUGCAGGCGCUCACUGUGAGUGUUUGUUCACUGUUCACUGUUGUUGUUGUCUCUUGUGCUGCUGCUGUUGUUGUCUCUUGUGCUGCUGCUGCUGCUGCUGCUGCUGCUGCUGCUGCUGCUGCUGCUGCUGCUGCUGCUGCUGCUGCUGCUGCUGCUGCUGCUGCUGCUGCUGCUGCUGCUGCUGCUGCUGUGAUUUGUUGUUUGUACUUUCCUGGCCCCUUCACCUUUGUGGCUCUCUCUAUCCGCGUUGCUUCUUCCACUCUGCUGCAGAGCGACAACGUGGGGCAACCAGGCGACGAGGCCCCCCUCCCUCUCACUGCUGCUGUGUACGUGCUUGAAAGGGAAGUGACUUACGUGUGUGCAGCCAUCACGAAGCUCCGAAACUUCAUCAUCCCUACCUCCCUUGCUGUUCUCCACCUGGAUAACCACCGCGCCUCUGCUGUCUGCACCUUCCUGCUCCAGUCACCACCGUGCAAAAUCCCUCCAUGCCACGACCAUCAGCUUAAAGCCCAGCUGACUUGCCUGCACGGGCUUAUCAAGUCCCUUCUUCAGCAUCAGGGCGCAUUACAGCAGCGGUGGAGGUCCAGCUCUGAGGCUCCUGCGCUAUUUCUCCGACUCCUCACCCUCCUCCUUGCUUCAUCAGCCAAUGUCCCAGCUUUCCACAACAGCACGGCCGCCUUCCUUCGUGACCUUUGGCACUGCAACGGGUCACUGUUGCAUCAGCUUCCACACCUGAUUCGUAACGAAUUGGCGGCCGUUUUUGGUGGAAAUCGGCCCAACCCUAAUGCAUUACACGACCGCUUUUCAUGGGCCAUGUUCAAACUGGGUGACCCAUGGAUUGUGCUCUGGAGAAAAGGCUCUCCCUUCAUCCAAAGACGCCGAUGGCAUGCGAAGCUGAGAAGGUUCUAUAUGGAGAAGAGCCAGGUUCGGAGUGCAACGUCUUCUCUCUUGUCUGGUGCUGCAAAUGAGCCCCAUUCGCCUCAAGCGAAUGUCGGUGAGGAGUGGGUGCCUGGUGCUGAUACUAAUCCUUCCGAGUGCAGCCUCUUCUCUCUUGUGGACCUGACAGGACGUGAGCGAGCAGGACGCGUUGGUGGAGAUGUGAUUUCUGACUGGGAGGUGGAGGGUGGGGAGGGGAGAGAGGAAGAGUGGGAGGAGGAAAGGGAGAGUGUUAGAGGGGGGAGAUCUGAGGAGUGGGGCGGAGCUGAGGGGUUGUUUGAGGAGCAGGGCCAGGAGGAGCCAGAGGAGGAGGUGGAGGAGGAGAAUGUUAAUGUUGGGGAAGCGGGGAUUGAGGGUGCUGAUGCUGCUUCGGGAGAGGAGGGAGGGUUUAAGAGAGGGUGUGAGGACGACGGGGAGGGAGAUGAGCGAGAGGAGGUGGACGGAGUGAAGAUUGCUGUUCGUGUCACUGCAGCCUUACGGCAGCUCCUUCUAGAGGUAAGCACGCCAUAG